Messenger RNA from Saccharomyces kudriavzevii IFO 1802, 687 nucleotides. It is a transcript of the gene MGE1, whose product is annotated as mitochondrial nucleotide exchange factor MGE1. The transcript has a single exon. Gene Ontology annotation, molecular function: protein homodimerization activity; adenyl-nucleotide exchange factor activity; protein-folding chaperone binding. Bases 1 to 687 code for a protein of 228 amino acids. Gene Ontology annotation, biological process: protein folding; protein import into mitochondrial matrix. Gene Ontology annotation, cellular component: PAM complex, Tim23 associated import motor. Lineage: Eukaryota; Fungi; Ascomycota; Saccharomycetes; Saccharomycetales; Saccharomycetaceae. The record is from RefSeq and is a predicted model, not a curated record.
AUGAGAGCCUUUUCAGCAGCCACAGUUAGGGCCACAACAAGAAAGUCAUUCAUCCCAGUGGUACCAAGAACACCUUUGAUGACGUCUUCGUUUACAAGAAGAGCAACUCCUAUGACAAGAAUGAGGUAUUAUUCUGAUGAAGCAAAAAAAGAAGACGCCAAAGAAGGCAGUGAAAAUUUGACAGAAGAACAAUCAGAGAUCAAGGACCUGGAAAAUCAGUUAAGUGCGAAGGAUAAGGAAGCUUCUGAACUUAAAGACAGGUUGUUGAGAUCUAUGGCUGAUUUCAGAAAUUUGCAACAAGUCACAAAGAAAGAUAUUCAGAAAGCGAAAGAUUUUGCAUUGCAGAAAUUCGCUAAGGAUCUAUUGGAGUCCGUAGAUAACUUUGGUCAUGCUUUAAACGCCUUUAAGGAAGAAGAUUUACAAAAAUCCAAGGAAAUCAGCGACUUGUAUACAGGUGUCAGAAUGACAAGAGAUGUCUUCGAGAACACUUUAAGAAAACACGGCAUUGAAAAAUUAGAUCCGUUGGGAGAACUAUUUGAUCCAAAUAAACACGAAGCAACGUUUGAAUUACCUCAACCUGAUAAGGAACCAGGCACUGUUUUCCAUGUACAACAAUUAGGUUUCACCUUAAAUGACAGAGUCAUCAGACCAGCAAAGGUCGGUAUCGUCAAAGGCGAAGACAAUUAA